This is a messenger RNA of Fusarium venenatum, 1809 nucleotides long. RefSeq names its product Alpha/Beta hydrolase protein. Lineage: Eukaryota; Fungi; Ascomycota; Sordariomycetes; Hypocreales; Nectriaceae. The record is from RefSeq and is a predicted model, not a curated record.
AUGCAUCCAAACACGCUAAACCUGUUCCUGGCUGCUGUCUCAGGCUUGACGCUCUCAGAGGCAUCUGUUCUCCCGCUUCAUCCUCGUGCAGGACCUCCUGGCCCUCCUGGCCCUCCUGGUGUUGGUCCUCAUGGUCAUUCUGGGCCUAGAGGUCCUCCCCCCCCUGGCCCCCCUGGCCCUCCUGGUGCUCAUCCUCCUCCCCCUCCUCCUCCCGGUGUCCCUGCUGUCCAACUUCGCAACGGUACCUACCAUGGCAAGCACAGUGAUGAGUUUAACCAUGAUCUCUUCCUUGGUAUGCCAUAUGCCCAGCCUCCUGUAGGCUCUCUCCGUUUCUCCUCCCCCAAGGCUCUCGAUGAGGCCUGGACUGGUCACCGAGAUGCUAAGGAGUUCGGAUGGAUGUGCAUCGGUUACGGUUCCGAUACCCAGUCCCUUGGUAGCCCUGUUAAUGAGGACUGCUUGACGAUCAACAUCGUUCGUCCCUCAGGCGUUGAUGCUGGAGACGAGCUUCCUGUUGGCCUUUGGGUCCACGGUGGUAGCUACACCAACGGUGGUUCUCGUGACCCCAGGUACAAUCUCAGCUGGAUUGUGGACCAGUCAGUUAAGGAGGGUAAGCCCAUCAUUGCUGCCUCCAUCAACUACCGCGUCUCCCAAUGGGGCUUCCUCUUCAGUGACGAGAUGCAAAAGGAGAACGCUGGCAACCUUGCGUUCAAGGACCAACGCAUGGCCCUCAAGUGGCUCCACGACAACGUCGCUGCCUUUGGCGGAAGCCCCGACAAGGUCACAGUCUGGGGAGAGUCUGCUGGUGCUCGAUCCCUCGGUAUGCAACUUGUUGCGUACGACGGUCAGCAUGACGAUCUUUUCCGUGCCGCCAUCCUCGAGUCUGGUAGCCCUGUUGCUCUUUUCGGGAACGCUGCCUCUUGGCAGGACUACUACGACGCCCUUGUCAAGAAGACUGGAUGUGCCUCUUCCUCCAACACCCUCGACUGCCUCCGUGAGGUCCCUUGGGAGACCCUCAACAACAUCUUCAACAGCACCACUGCCCUCAGCGUCCCUACCCCUCCUCUGACUGCUGUCGUUGACGGGGACUUCAUGACUGCUCAGGCUCCUGAGCUCCUCCGCUCUGGCAAAUUCGCACACGUUCCUCUCCUGAUGGGUAACAACUUUGAUGAGGGCACUGCCUACGGAAAGAAGGGCAUCAACACUACAGAGCAGUUCCAAACUUGGAUCUCUAGCCUCGGCCUUGAUAAGGAUGCUGUCGCUACUGCUACCGAGCUCUACCCCGACGACCCUGAGAAAGGUAUUCCCACCUCUUUCGUCGGCCGACCUCAGAACGAGUAUGGUCUCCAGUGGAAGCGAUCUGCCUCUUUCGCUGGUGACUUCCAGCAACACGCUGGCCGUCGUCUCUUGGCCGAAACCUUCUCUGCUGCCGACAUCCCCGUCUUCACUUACCUCUGGAACGUUUACGUCAACGGCCUCCCUCCUAUUCUCGGAGCCACUCACUUCCAGGAGGUUGCUUUCGUUUUCAACAACGUCAAGGGUGUUGGCUAUGGUGCUAACCCCUUUGAGGGCAAGCCUGAAACUUUUGUUCAGCUCGCUGACCUCAUGAGCAAGAUGUGGGUUGCCUUUAUGCACGACAUUACCCCCAACACUGUUGAGACUGCCCCUGCGCAUGUCGCCUGGCCUCAGUACUCACUCGAGGACCCUCUCAACAUUGUCUUUGACGUUAACAAGACUGGGCUUACCUACACUGCCGUUGACGACACACAUAAGAAGGAGAUUUCUUUCCUCCUCGAGGAUGUUUUCGCUUAA